AUGGAGAGCAUUUUGCAACAUCAUAUGGGAUAUGAGAGGGUUGAGGCGACUGGCAAUCGGGGGGGUGGUUCGAUCAACAAAGGAGAAGCCUAUGAAACGGAAAAAGGAACGAUUUUCGUGAAGCAUAACUCUCAAAAAGGGAGCCUUCAAAUGUUCGAUGGGGAAUUUGCCGGAUUGACAGCUAUUCAUGCCACGGGCACCAUUCGCUGCCCAAAGCCGAUAAAAGUGAUUGAUUUAGGAGAUUCGGGUGCUUGUCUAAUCACUUCUUUUAUCGAUAUUUCUGGUCGAGGUCGGGGAGAAGUGGUAAAAGAAUUCGGGCGACAAUUGGCGAGAAUGCAUAAACACAAUGGAAAGAAAACAGAGGAUGAGGGAGAGUCAAGAUUCGGUUUUCACACAACAACCUGUUGUGGAGCGAUCCCAUUAGUGAACGAUUUUGUCGAGAGUUGGCCGCAAUUCUUCGUUCAAAAUCGAAUCACUCCACAAAUCGAGCGAAUCUUGGUGGAAUCCGGUGAUCGAGACCUCAAUGCGGCUUUUCCUGAGCUUAUUCGAGCUGUUGAUUCGAUAUUCAAAGGUUAUCAAGUUGUUCCUCCUUCACUUGUACACGGAGAUUUAUGGGCCGGGAAUUGGGGAUCGACGAGUGACGAGAAACCGGUCAUUUUCGACCCAGCGACUUUCUAUGCAGAUCCGGAGUUCGAGCAAGGGAUCAUGAAUAUGUUUGGAGGCUUUGGAAAAGAGUUUUGGUCAUCGUAUCACGAGAUUAUUCCAAAAAUUGCCGGCCGGGAGCGUCGAGUCCGCUUCUAUGAGCUCUUUCAUCAUUUGAAUCAUUGGAAUCACUUCGGCGCCUCGUACAAGAGUGGAACGAUGCAAAUCAUUCGCGAGCUCACCUCAGUUCAAACACAAUUU
Mesorhabditis belari is the source of this 903-nucleotide messenger RNA. The record is from the annotation of a GenBank genome assembly. Lineage: Eukaryota; Metazoa; Nematoda; Chromadorea; Rhabditida; Rhabditidae.